AUGUUCGGGCUCCUUGCCCGGCCCGACGUGGAGGGCAACGUACUCUACUCCAAGUCGGGCGGCAAACUCCCUUCCGGCGAGAGCCUCACCUACAAGCAGUACUCUCUGGUCAUGCAGAAGGACUGCAAUCUCGUGGUAUACGAUGGCAACGAGCCCAUCUGGGCCAGCGGCACCUACGGCAAGGGAAGCAACUGCUUCCUCACCCUGGAGUCCAAUGGUGAGCUAAUCAUCCAUGGUUACUCUCUAUUUAUUCCAGUUAGCUUCCCUAUUUGGACUAGCGGCAGCACCUCGGUCCAGGGGAGCUACGUUCUCGUUCUCGAAUACGAUGGGGGCCUUCGUGUUUACGGCCCGGCGAUAUGGCCCAUCCCCUCCCAAUCUGCUCAACUAAGGAGCGAUGGAUACGGUUGGCCUGCCGUGAACGACUCCGUGCUGUGGACGGGCGACGUCGCGCCCAUCGGAACCACCAUCGUGAACAGCGUCUACAAGUUGGCCUUGGAGGACAACUGCAACUUGACUCUGUCCGACACCAGCACCAAGAGGGUUCUGUGGCACACAAACACGAGCGACCAUCUGCAUGAUUGCUUCGUGACUCUGGGGGCCACAGGAGAGUUCAGUAUCAAGUACAUGGGAGGAGAGACGCUGUGGAGAAGCGAUAACCGAACCCAGUAUGGGGAAUAUGUCCUUGUGCUUUCCCCGGAUGCUGAUCUUGUUGUCUAUGGCCCGUCGAUUUGGACCGCGGAGAAGUCCGCAGUGGUGGCAGUGGCGGCGAGUGCCGGUGACUCGGUUCCGAGCGGGGAGAAGAUCGCAAUGGUGAGCAAGGAGUGA
Phoenix dactylifera (date palm) is the source of this 825-nucleotide messenger RNA. RefSeq names its product mannose-specific lectin 3-like. NCBI's taxonomy places the organism in Eukaryota, Viridiplantae, Streptophyta, Magnoliopsida, Arecales, Arecaceae. The record is from RefSeq and is a predicted model, not a curated record.